Molecule: messenger RNA, 1206 nt
Organism: Desarmillaria tabescens
Lineage: Eukaryota; Fungi; Basidiomycota; Agaricomycetes; Agaricales; Physalacriaceae
Product: JAB1/Mov34/MPN/PAD-1 ubiquitin protease-domain-containing protein
Exons: 8
Coding region: 39-1130 (363 amino acids)
Biological process (GO): protein deneddylation
Cellular component (GO): COP9 signalosome; cytoplasm
Molecular function (GO): metallopeptidase activity; protein binding; deNEDDylase activity
Source: RefSeq, a predicted model, not a curated record
ACCUCCUACGUCCUUCACGUCCUUCACGUCCUUCAGUCAUGUCGUCGUCGAGCACGGCGCUGAAGACAUUCUCUCUAACGAAUAGCAUUCUUGAGAUAUCGCCCCAGGAUGCCAUAUACAAGUUUGAUGCAGACGAAGCCAAGCGCAUUGACCAGGAGUCGCCCUGGUCGAAAGACCCUCAUUUCUUCAAAUCAUGCAAGAUUUCGGCUGUAGCAUUAAUAAAAAUGGUCAUACAUGCGCGCUCUGGUGUGCCACACGAAAUUAUGGGGCUGAUGCAAGGCAAAGUUGUCGGAAACUCUAUUGUCAUUAUGGAUUCCUUUGCGCUGCCAGUGCAAGGCACAGAAACGCGUGUCAAUGCCGCUAACGAAGCUAAUGAGUACAUGGUGGAGUAUAUGGAGGGCAGCAACAAGGCUCAGAGACCCGAACAUGCCAUUGGGUGGUAUCAUUCCCAUCCAGGUUAUGGAUGUUGGCUCUCGGGUAUCGACGUCAAUACCCAGAUGAACAACCAAAAGUACCAAGAUCCUUUCGUUGCUGUCGUCAUUGACCCGAACCGAACAAUAUCUGCUGGCAAAGUGGACAUCGGUGCGUUCCGCACGUAUCCCGAAAACUACAAACCCCCAAGCACCGGCUCCUCUGAAUAUCAAUCGAUCCCUCUGAGCAAGAUCGAAGAUUUCGGCGUACAUGCAAACCAAUACUACCAGAUAGACGUGGAAAUAUUCAAGUCGACAUUAGAUAAUGAGUUGCUGGGAUUGUUGUGGAACAAAUACUGGGUGAAUACGUUGAGCCAGAGCCCUUUGAUCUCGAAUCGGGCAUAUGCUGUCUCACAAUUGUCGGACCUGCACCAGAAGUUGUCUAAAGUGCAAACAUCUGUCACCAAUACACGCGCGCCCAUCCCCAUCCUGCAAGAUAAGGAGGGAAGUGCAAGCAAGAAAGAGAAAGAAGAGAAGAAGAAAGAAGAUAACCAGCUCGCCAAGAGUGUCAAAGACAGCACGAAGAUUGCUGUCGAGGCUCAGCAUGGAUUGAUUGCACAAGUGAUUAAAGACGUUAUAUUUUCCAUGAGACCAAAGGGUGGAGAUGCUUCAACAGCUCAGCUAUCUGAUGUCACAGAUACAGCAAUGUCAAUCGGUUGAUACUUUUUCGAUGACACUAUUCUCGUGCUCGCAUUGUAUUUUUAGUUUUUUGCACUCGAAAGAUCUAAACGGACGC